AUGCUGGCGGUCAUUCGCCACUUCCACGAGGGCAUGAGGGCGCGCGUCCGAACGGACGACGGGCAGUACUCGGAAUGGUUCGACGUGGGCCAAGGCCUCCGACAGGGAUGCAACCUCGCCCCCCUGCUGUUCAACUUGUUCUUUGCCGCGAUGCUCAUGGUCGCCGUGGCCGAGUUCGACAAGGACCCCAAGGUGACGGCGGACAUGGUCAAGAUCGGGACACAAGUGGAGUACACGGGCAAGAAGGGCAGGUCGGCGGGGAGGAAGACGACGGUGGUGACGGACGCGGAGGCCUUGUGGGCCAUGCUCUACGCUGACGACGCGGCCAUCGUCUCGCGCUCGCCGGAGAGUCUCGAGAAGAUGAUGUCGGUCAUCGUGCGCGUGGCCGGCCUGUUCGGACUGAUGGUGUCGGAGCCAAAGACGGAGAUCAUGUGCAUGCUGCCAAAAGGGAUCGAGGAACACCCGUUCACGGUCAGCGCCGCCGGCCAGACGUACAAGCAGACAGAUCGGUUUGUGUACCUCGGACGUACCAUCUCCGCGGACGGGAAGGCCGACCGGAAGAUCACGAGCCGCAGCUACCGAGCGUGGAAGUGCUACCGCCGGAACAGUGCUUCGAUGUACGACAGGCGACGGGCCGACCGCCAGCUCAAGAUCCGGCUUCUCCAGGCUGAAGUGGUGGAGACUCUCCUGUAUGGGUGCGCCUCGUGGAGCCUAACAGCGGAGCACUACACGAAGCUCAAUGGGACCCACCGCCAGUUCCUCACACGGUGCAUCGGCUGGAGCAAGCGGAAACGCUCAGACCGCCCCCUGUCCUAUGCCCAGGCCCUCAUCCAGGCAGGCUGCGAGGAAACCAUCGAGGCCACCGUGCGCAAACGGAGACUGUGUUUCGCGGGCUUCGUUAUGCGCAUGGAGGACAGCCGCCUCCCCAAGCGCAUGCUGUUAGGAGCGAUGGCGGGGGGCGUGGGAUACCGGGGCGGGCAGGAGCGCGACUGGGUGUCUCGUCUAGGAGAGGACCUCUUCCUUCAACAUGGGAGACGAAAAGGAAGCGGGCAAAUGGAAAGAGCGCGCUCAGGACCCGGAGGUGUGGACCGAAGAGAAAAAGAGUCGGGGAAGCGGCCCCGGAGAUCCCUGCUCUCAAUGAUGUCCAUGACAGCCUCGAUCGUGGGAGGUACCAUGCUGAGCAACUCGCCGUUCUCCGCCGUCGGCAAGCCACUGUUGACCGCCCGGCCUCCCGCGCCGCCACCGCCGCCGCCGCCGCCGCCAUCGCUUCCCCCGGUGCCCGAGAUACUGCUGGCAAAAAUUGCGGCCGCGAGGUUGGCCUCCUCGUCGUACCUCUCGUCUCCCGGCCGCAGGACGCUGCCCCCGGCCGAUCGAAAGCGCCCUCCUCUUGUGCAAACCGUGCUACGAGAUCCUCAAAAGGCCUCUCUCUAG
Messenger RNA from Ectocarpus sp. CCAP 1310/34, 1431 nucleotides. The record is from the annotation of a GenBank genome assembly. Lineage: Eukaryota; Phaeophyceae; Ectocarpales; Ectocarpaceae.